CCUGUCCCAGACUCGGAACGUAUUGCUGGCUCCAGGCCUAUCUUCCUCAGGUGACUCGGGUCAGAGCCCACUCCCCUCCCGGGAAGUUCACCUGAAGUCCCUCACGCACCCGAGGGUCCUUCCGGAGCGGCAGCGGCGGGUCCAUGGAGAAGGGUCCGGGGCGGGUGACGCUGAAGUCGCGGGGCGCCAGGUGCAGCAAUGGGUUCCUCGAGGGGGAGCCUCCGCGGCCCGGGCCAAGCCCGCCCGCCGAGAAGCCGCCGCGACCGGAGAGCAAGAGCGCGCAGCCGGCGGACGGCUGGAACGGCGAGCGGCCUCGCAGCGAGGAGGACAACGAGCUGAACCUCCCCAACCUGGCGGCCGCCUACUCGUCCAUCCUGCGCUCGCUGGGAGAGGACCCCGAGCGGCAGGGGCUGAUCAAGACGCCCUGGAGGGCGGCCACGGCCAUGCAGUUCUUCACCAAAGGCUACCAGGAAACCAUCUCAGAUGUCCUAAAUGAUGCUAUAUUUGAUGAAGACCAUGAUGAGAUGGUGAUUGUGAAGGACAUAGACAUGUUUUCCAUGUGUGAACAUCAUCUAGUUCCUUUUGUUGGAAAGGUCCAUAUCGGUUAUCUUCCUAACAAGCAAGUUCUUGGCCUCAGCAAACUUGCUCGGAUUGUAGAAAUCUACAGUAGAAGAUUACAAGUUCAGGAGCGCCUUACGAAACAAAUUGCCGUAGCAAUCAUAGAGGCCUUGCGACCUGCUGGAGUGGGGGUCGUGGUUGAAGCAACACACAUGUGUAUGGUAAUGCGAGGAGUGCAGAAAAUGAACAGCAGAACCGUGACGAGCACAAUGUUGGGGGUGUUCCGGGAGGACCCGAAGACCCGGGAAGAGUUUCUGAGCCUCAUCAAGAGCUGAGCCUCAGCUUGUGCCACGUGGUUUUCAGAUCGUGCAGCUAGAAGCAUUGUUUUGUCUGGUCUUAAUUGUUUGUACAUUCCACUUCCAGUUGUUACAGAUGUAAACUCUCAUCUUUGUCAUUAAUUGUAUUUAAUAAUUAUUUAUAGCAAGUCAAAUAAAAGUAAUUAAUUAA
Molecule: messenger RNA, 1065 nt
Organism: Bubalus bubalis (water buffalo)
Lineage: Eukaryota; Metazoa; Chordata; Mammalia; Artiodactyla; Bovidae
Gene: GCH1
Product: GTP cyclohydrolase 1
Exons: 6
Coding region: 144-893 (249 amino acids)
Biological process (GO): tetrahydrobiopterin biosynthetic process; tetrahydrofolate biosynthetic process
Cellular component (GO): cytoplasm
Molecular function (GO): GTP binding; GTP cyclohydrolase I activity; zinc ion binding
Source: RefSeq, a predicted model, not a curated record